UUGACGCUGAUUGGUCGGCGAAUUUGUGUUUAUUCUCUUCAUAAAUGCGGUGUAUUACGUGGUGUUCAAGAACUACAAUAAAAAUAAUCUGAUAAUAAAUGAAAUACAGCCUAAGUAAACACCAAUUUGAGUUAAGACUGUGGUGCUGAAGCUAGUGUUGUAAGAGUGCUGUGUAAAACUACUUCCGGAUUUUGAGGUUAGGACAAUAUAUGAUCACAAAAUGCUUAGAAGUCUCGUUCCGGCAGUAAUCACGUUAUUGUUGAUAUUUUCGGCGGUAAAAUGUGACGAAGUGGACGAUUCUGACGAGGCUACUGUGGAAGUAGAACCGGAAGAAUCACACAUUGAUAUCCCCUACGAAAGUCCGAGCCCCCUUGACCCGAAAAAGGUCUAUUUCGCCGAGCAUUUCGACGAUCCAGACCAGUUUGCGAAACGUUGGAUAAAAUCCCAAGCGAAGAAAGAAGGGAUUUCCGAAGACAUCGCAAAAUACGACGGUGAAUGGCAACUUGAACCAACCCAAAAAGACAGUCUAGUGGGCGACAAAGGUUUAGUGCUUAAAUCAAAGGCUAAACACGCUGCUAUUGCCUCCUCUCUCCUAAAACCGUUUAUUUUUGAUACUAAACCAUUAAUCGUGCAAUAUGAAGUAAUAUUCCAAGACGGCCAAGAAUGUGGCGGAGCCUACUUGAAGCUGCUCACCCAGGACUCCGCCAGUAAAAACUUGAACAACUUCCACGAUAAAACCCCCUACUCGAUCAUGUUCGGCCCCGACAAGUGCGGUAACGACCACAAGCUCCACUUUAUCUUCAAGCACCGCAACCCUCUCAACGGGAGCGUCGAGGAAAAGCAUUGCAAAAAACCCAAAGACCGCAUUGAGGAAGUCUUCUCCGACAAACUCCCCCACUUGUUCACCCUUGUCCUGCACCCUGACAACACCUUCGAGAUCCUAAUCGACAACAAAGUGGUCAAUUCGGGAAGUUUGCUUGAGGAUUUCACCCCGGCAGUGAAUCCUCCGAAAGAAAUUGACGAUCCUAAUGACAAGAAACCUGAGGAUUGGGAUGAAAGGGAGAAAAUCCCUGACCCAGAUGCCGUGAAACCUGACGAUUGGGAUGAGGAUGCGCCGGCUCAGAUUGUUGAUGAAUCAGCGGUGAAACCGGAAGGUUGGCUGGAUAAUGAACCGUCGCAUGUUUUCGAUCCUGAUGCAAAGAAACCAGAAGAUUGGGAUUCGGAAAUGGACGGGGAGUGGGAACCACCGCUUAUUGAUAAUCCCGCUUGUAAGGAUGCUGUCGGGUGUGGGCCUUGGGAGCCCCCACUUAUCAAUAAUCCCGAUUAUAAGGGGAAGUGGAGGGCGCCGCUUAUCGAUAAUCCUAAUUAUAAGGGGAAGUGGAGGCCCAGGAGGAUCCCCAAUCCCGAGUUCUUCGAAGAUAAGCAUCCCUUUAAAAUGCAGACUGUUACCGCUGUUGGAUUUGAGUUAUGGUCAAUGUCAAAGGACAUUUUCUUCGACAAUAUUAUUAUUACCGACGAUAUUACCGUUGCGAACCAUUGGGCAGACGCCACUUUUGAAAAAAAGAAGCAAAAGAUCGCCAAGGAUUCGGAAAGCGUAAUUCAAAAAUUAGCUACCUUGACCAAUGAUUACCCUUGGCUUUGGGGAGUAUACAUUAUCGUACUAGGCAUCCCUGUUGUUUUUGUAUUAUACCUUUGCUGCAAGCCUGGAUCCUCUGCUAGUCAAAUUCAGGAGAAAGAGGAGCUUCGACAAGCAGCGCAACAUAAAAAGACUGACGAAACGACUGAAGAUGUUGUAGAAGAAGAAGGUAAAGAAGAAGAAGAAGAUGAAGUAGAAGCUGAAAAUGCAGAAGACGACGAUAGAGAAAAGAAUUCAGGGCCUGAUUCCGACGAAGAAGAGGAAUCAGAGGAAAAAACAGAGGAACAGUCAUCCAAAGGUGCAGGUGACGGCGCGAGGAAACGAAAAGUUCGUAAGGAGUGAUAGUAAUUUUUGUAUAACUUGCACCAGCACUGUUUUCAUCAUGCAAUCCUGCAGUUGUAUUUAUUUACGAUUGUUUGUUUUUUUGCUGUACAUUAUUCGUUCCAUUUUUCCUUAGGAAAUUUGUUCUUUUUGAAAGAAUAGUAUAAUUGUAGUUGUUACGUUUUCGAAUAAAGUAUUUGACAGCGGUUCAUUUUACUGUAUUUGUAAAUAAUCAAACGGAGGGCUUAAGGGAAAGGUAUUAAGCCGUUUGUAUAUUUGAGGAUUAUUUAUUACAGAAAAUAAAAAACAUGGAACUAUUUUUUGGUAAUUUGUACCAUUUCACCGGCAGCUCUUCAGUUUCCCAGACCAAAUUCGCCCGUACUAGUAUUAUGUCAUUGCAUGAUUUGCAUCAGCGAUUUUUCUAUAUUAUAUUUAUAAUGUCCUGUGAUUAUGUAAUAGUUCAGAGGAAAAUAAAUUACUUAAGUUUAUUGUGUGUGGAACUAAAGCUACAAUAAAUAAACUUAAAAAUAA
Tribolium castaneum (red flour beetle) is the source of this 2488-nucleotide messenger RNA. RefSeq names its product calnexin. The record is from RefSeq and is a predicted model, not a curated record. Bases 221 to 1978 code for a protein of 585 amino acids. Lineage: Eukaryota; Metazoa; Arthropoda; Insecta; Coleoptera; Tenebrionidae. Gene Ontology annotation, molecular function: calcium ion binding. Gene Ontology annotation, biological process: protein folding. Gene Ontology annotation, cellular component: endoplasmic reticulum; endoplasmic reticulum membrane. The transcript has 6 exons.